This is a messenger RNA of Momordica charantia (bitter melon), 1368 nucleotides long. Its product is annotated as membrane-associated protein VIPP1, chloroplastic. Gene Ontology annotation, biological process: thylakoid membrane organization. Gene Ontology annotation, cellular component: chloroplast. Lineage: Eukaryota; Viridiplantae; Streptophyta; Magnoliopsida; Cucurbitales; Cucurbitaceae. The record is from RefSeq and is a predicted model, not a curated record.
CACAAAGUGAGAUCCUCUGUUAUCUUCAAUCUAUAUCUCAAUUCUCAACUCAACGCAAUUUUUUGUCAUCAUUCCGAUUUUCUCUGCAACUUUUUUUCUUCAAUCGAUCUCUCAUGGCUGCCCAAACCCACGUGUUUACUGGGUUAGCUUUUGCUUCGACUCCUGCUUCUUCAUUUCAGCCCUCUUCUUCCAACACCGCUACCGCCACCCUCUGUGUCGUCACCAAGUCCUUAAGAACGUCCUUCCUUAAUGGCGGAGUGCACACUUCACAAAUUACAAGGUUGAAGUCUUUACAUAUUGAUCGAUCCCGUGGUUGCAGACGUGGAGGUGSUCUUGGUGCUCGCAUGAACCUUUUUGACCGUUUUGCAAGGGUUAUAAAGUCGUAUGCAAAUGCACUUGUAAGUUCCUUUGAGGAUCCUGAGAAAAUUCUGGAGCAAACAGUGCUUGAAAUGAAUGAUGACUUGACAAAGAUGCGUCAAGCUACAGCACAGGUGUUAGCUUCUCAAAAGCGCUUGGAAAACAAGUAUAAAUCUGCACAGCAAGCUGCUGAUGAUUGGUAUCGCAAAGCACAAUUUGCUCUUCAAAAAGGAGAUGAUGAUCUUGCUCGGGAAGCUUUAAAGAGACGCAAAUCAUUUGCUGAUAAUGCAAAUGCUUUGAAAGCUCAACUUGAUCAACAGAAGAAUGUUGUGGAAAAUCUUGUUUCUAAUACUCGGCUUUUAGAGAGCAAGAUACAAGAAGCACGGUCAAAGAAAGACACACUGAAAGCGCGUGCUCAGUCUGCGAAGACUGCAACCAAAGUGAGUGAAAUGUUGGGAAAUGUUAACACAAGCAGUGCUCUCUCUGCUUUCGAAAAGAUGGAAGAGAAAGUUUUGGCAAUGGAGUCUCAAGCAGAAGCUCUUGGACAGUUAACUGCUGAUGAUCUUGAAGGAAAGUUUGCUCUGCUGGAGGGCUCAUCGGUUGAUGACGAGCUGGCAAACUUGAAGAAGGAGUUAUCUGGUAGCUCAAAGAAAGGAGAACUUCCACCAGGAAGAACUGUUUCUGGCAGCGCAUUUCCGAUUCGUGACGCCGAGAUCGAGACAGAACUCAAUGAACUGAGGCAAAAAGCAAGAGAAUUGUAGGGAUUAGAUUUACAUUGUACAGGAAGAAAAGAUUCCAAGCAGAUCAACAUUGUAUAGUAAAACCCCAACUCCUAACUUGAGAGUCAGUAAAUUUUUGGAUUGAGGUGCAAACUACUCCUUAUGAAUGACUUAUAUUGCAAAAUGUGUUGUUUAGGACAUAAAUAUUUUGAUGAAUCUUUGGGAUCAAAUAUUGUUUGUAAAUUAAUACAAACACAACUCUCUGAACACAGAUCAAGUGUUUUUGGUGAUC